GCCGGCUCCUCGGGCAGACGGGAGGAGGGGACAGAGGGAGACGGCCCGCCGUCGGGACACGCACUCCUCGCCGCUGCCCCGCCGCGCAGCAUGGCCCGCGCAGCCCCCCGCCUUGUCCUCCUCGGCCUCCUGGUAUUGAGCUUGUGCUGUGACGCUUGCAAGAAAGUUACUUUUCAUGUUCCCUCUGUUCUCGAGGCCAACACUUUGGUUGGCAGAGUUAAUUUAAAUGAGUGCCUUCAGUCUGCAGAACAAAUCAGUUCCAGUGAUGGGAGUUUCAAAGUUCUGGAAGAUGGUUCUGUGUAUACAACCUCUGCUGUUUCUUUAUCUGAUGAGAAAAGGACUUUUACCAUAUUACUUAAAGAUAUUCAAGAACAUGUAGAAAAGAAAAUACUUAUUGACUUAGAGACAGAUGAAAAAAAGAAGACUAGGCAUGCUAGAGAUACUGUUCUCAAGCGAACCAAAAGACGAUGGGGCCCAAUUCCUUCUGUUAUGAUAGAGAACUCACUUGGACCUUUCCCACUACAAAUUCAGCAGGUCCAGUCAGAUACAGCUCAAAACUACACCAUUUAUUAUUCUGCAAGUGGACCAGGAAUUGAUCAAGAUCCAAAGGGCUUGUUUUACAUAGAAAGAGAAACUGGAAAUAUCUUUGCUACUCGUGCAGUAGAUCGUGAGCAGUAUCCAAGUUUUCAGAUCAUUUGCUUUGCAAGCACUCCAGAUGGUUAUUCACCAGAGGUACCCCUUGUGCAUACAAUCAGAAUAGAGGAUGACAAUGAUAAUGCUCCAUAUUUUACACAGGAUGUUUUUGAGUUUUGUGUCCCUGAAAACUCCAAGCCUGGUAUAGUUGUUGGAACAGUGACUGCAGAGGACAGAGAUGAGCCGUAUACUCUGCAUACUACUUUGAAAUACCGCAUUGUGUCACAAGCUCCUUCAGUAACCCCAGCGUUUUCUUUGCAUGGUGACACGGGUGUCAUUACUGUGUUAUCGCCACAGCUGGAUAGAGAGCUGGUGUCCACGUACACUUUAUUAAUUGAAGUGAGAGAUAUGGCAGGUCAGCCUUUCGGGUUGUGCACAACAGGGACAGCUGUCAUUAAGAUUGAAGAUACAAAUGACAAUGCACCAACUUUUAAACAGUUGCAAUAUGAAACACAAGUGGAAGAAAACAGAGUGAAUGUAGACAUCCUGAGAAUUUCUGUUGUUGAUGCCGAUGAGUUUGGAGCACCUGGCUCCACAGCUGUGUAUGAAAUUAUAAGAGGAAAUGACGACCACACUUUUGAAAUUACAACAGACAGAAACACGAAUGAAGGAAUACUUUGUGUUGUUAAGGGGCUGGAUUAUGAAAAUGCCAAGCAAAGGAUCCUCGUGAUUGCAGUCAACAAUGAGGCACCCUACAUGCUGGCACCACAUUCACAACAAGUUGUUCAGAGCACCUGCACUGUUACAGUGAACGUCCUAGAUAUAGAUGAGGGACCAGUGUUUAAACCCUGUUUCUUCCGCAUGGACGCUAGUGAAUGUGAUGACAUUGGGACAAAUAUUGGGAAAUAUCUAGCAGAAGAUCCAGAAACUGGAAACAGCGAAGGCAUCUGCUACAAAAUACCACCUGGACAGUGUAACUGGGUCAAUAUUGAUGAAAAAUCAGGUGAAGUCAGAACUGUUAGAGUCUUGGACCGAGAUCUAGGAGAAGUCAAACGAGGCCAAUGCAAUAUCACAGUCCUCGCAAUAGACAGAAAUGGCAAAACAGGCACCGGAACCCUUCAAGUUGUCAUCCAGCCAUGCGACAGGAGUUAUCCACGAAUUAUUACGACUGACUAUAUAAUGUGCAGAGACAGAAAACCAAUCUGCCUCAGUGCAGGGGAUGGAGAUGAGACUUCUUACAGCAUGCCCUUAGUCUAUCGCAUGACUGACCGUAACUUGGGUUCCAUGUGGAAGAUAACACGGCACAAUGAAAAGUCUGUGUAUCUUUCACCAAGGGGUGAUAUUCCAUUUGGAACAUACACUAUUCCUGUCAGCGUAUCUGAUAGUUCAGGAAGGCAAGGAAUCAGUGAAAUUACAGUUAACUACUGUGAUUGUGUUACUCCAAGUGAUUGUGGAGCUCCUCGUAGUGCUGGGAGUGUUACUCUUGGUGUGUGGGCCAUCCUUGCAAUGAUCUUGGGAUCACUGCUAUUGCUUUUAAUCCUAAUUACGAUUUGUGGCUGUUGUGGUGCUGGGGUAAUGCACAGGCAAGUGACUGAUGAUUGCGCCAAUCACAACUUAAUCAUUUCAAAUACAGAAGCUCCAGGAGAAGAAGUGAUGGAUCACAAUAUAAUUCCUCUACAAACUACUGAUCAAGUAGGAUGUGGAAUAAAAACAGGAGAUCAACAAACAUUUGAAAUGGUAAAAGGAAGAGGGCAUACCCUGGAAUCAGUCAGAGGAGGUGGACAUCAGACGCUGGGAUCAGUCAAAGAAGGAGGAGGAGGACAGGCUAUGGUGGACACAUGUAGAUACUCCUAUUCAGAAUGGCAUAAUUUCACACAUCCUCGUUUAGGAGAAAAGGUGCAUCUAUGCAGACAGGAUGAAGAACAGAAACAUUCUGAAGAUUAUCUCCUUUCAUAUAACUAUGAAGGAAAAGGAUCCUUGGCUGGUUCUGUAGGCUGCUGCAGUGAUCAGCAUGAAGAAGAGGCACUUGACUUCUUAGAUCAGCUGGAACCCAAGUUUAGGACAUUGGCAGAAACGUGUAUAAAAAGAUAAACAUGUCUUUCAUGGUGCUGAAAAAAAACUGUAAAUAAGUGGCUGUCCUACUUUUGUGCUAUUAGGUAUUUUGGAAUUGAAUGCAACAGAUUCUUCCACCUCUUGCUUUCUGGGGGAAAAGUUUACCAAAAUUUAGUGAGUGUAACACAUUAAAUAUACGGCAUAUUUUUUUUUACCUACUAGACAUCAAAAGUAAGGGACUCAGAACAUUUUUUCUUUAGACUACGUUCAUAGAGUGAUACUAUUUUCCAUUUAGUUUUUACUUCCUAUUCUUUGUGGUUGCUUAAAAAGCAAAACUUAGU
Molecule: messenger RNA, 3026 nt
Organism: Phasianus colchicus (ring-necked pheasant)
Lineage: Eukaryota; Metazoa; Chordata; Aves; Galliformes; Phasianidae
Product: desmocollin-2
Biological process (GO): homophilic cell-cell adhesion
Cellular component (GO): desmosome; plasma membrane
Molecular function (GO): calcium ion binding
Source: RefSeq, a predicted model, not a curated record